ACUUCACCUCUCCCGCUACUCUCGGUCGUCUUCUGUGCCGUCUGCUCUGCAACGUGGUGGGGCUGGAGACUCCGUCGGAUCUCCCCAGCACCCAGCCAGGACCAGGGCUCCGCGGGGAGGGUCUUUGGGGUCUUUGUCAAGACCCGAGGGGCAGCGUCCGCUUUCCGCUGUCCCCCAGGACGGCCGGAGGCCCCCCAGUCCGGCGACGGCGGGAGGCGGGCGGCCGGUAUGCAAAUACCUGGCGGGCGGGGGCCACCUCCCGCUCAGAUAAAAGCUCUGGGCGGGGCGCCGCGCAGAAGCCGCUGCCUCCCGGGAGCCGGCCGUGCGCUCCGGCCCCGCGCCCACCCGCAGCUUGCUCGCCUGGCUCCCUGGCUCCGGUAACUGGAUAAAAGAAGACUGGAAACAUGUCGGAGUUUUGGUUAAUUUCUGCCCCUGGCGAUAAGGAAAAUUUACAAGCUCUAGAGAGGAUGAACACAGUGACCUCCAAGUCCAACCUGUCUAAUAACACCAAAUUUGCGAUUCCUGACUUCAAGGUGGGGACCUUGGAUUCCCUGGUUGGCCUCUCUGAUGAGUUGGGGAAACUCGAUACGUUUGCUGAAAGCCUCAUAAAGAGAAUGGCCCAGAGCGUGGUGGAAGUGAUGGAAGACGCCAAAGGGAAAGUUCAGGAGAACCUCCUGGCCAACGGAGUUGAUCUAACGUCCUUCGUGACCCAUUUUGAAUGGGACAUGGCCAAAUACCCUGCGAAGCAGCCACUGGUGAGUGUGGUGGACACUCUAGCAAAGCAACUGGCACAGAUCGAGACUGACCUGAAAUCCCGCACGGCCGCCUACAACACUCUGAAGACCAACCUGGAGAAUCUUGAGAAGAAAUCCAGGGAGAACCUCUUCACUCGGACACUGAGCGAUAUCGUGAACAAAGACGACUUUGUGUUGGGGUCCGAGUAUCUGAUCACACUGCUGGUCAUUGUCCCCAAACCAAGCUACGUACAAUGGCAAAAAACCUACGAAUCCCUCUCAGACAUGGUGGUGCCUCGGUCAACCAAGCUGAUCACUGAGGACAAAGAGGGCGGCCUCUUCACGGUGACCUUGUUUCGAAAAGUGAUUGACGAUUUCAAAACCAAAGCCAAAGAAAACAAGUUCACUGUCCGUGAAUUUUACUAUGAUGAAAAAGAAAUUAAAAGGGAAAGGGAAGAGAUGACCAGAUUGCUGUCUGAUAAGAAGCAACAAUAUCAAACUUCCUGUGUUGCUCUUAAAAAGGGACCAUCUACCUUCCCGGACCACAAGGUUAAGGUAACCCCGCUAGGUAACCCUGAUAGGCCCGCUGCGGGGCACACCGACAGAGAGAGAGAGUGUGAGGGCGAGGGUGAGGUAAGCAACCCCCUGGGAGCCCUGGGGUUCCCUGGCUCGCUUGUCCUCGCCAGCACAGGCAUCUUCUGAGAAAACCAAUCCUUGCAUUUUCUGUUCUCUAACAUGGCUUUUGACAUCUUCAAGGAGUCCAGAACGGUGCCUCCCUCUUUAUCUGUAGGGCCUCUUUGGUGCUGCCUCAGCCUCUUCAGCAGUGGUUGGUGCUUGUGGGCCAGGGUGCUCUGCCCUGCCUGGAGGUGGCUGGGGCUGGUGACGGGGGCAGGCCCUGGCUGGGGGCGGGGGUGGUCAGGCAGCUCUGCUGUCCUGCCCUGGCUGGACCCAGCCCUGACCUUUGGGUAGCUGGAGGUAUCAGGUGGGAGGUCAGAGCCUUUGCUCCCAUACUGCCUCAGACGACCGGCCACACCAGCAUUAGUGACAGCUGCCAUGGCCCUGUGGGGCUGUGCUCAUGUGACAUGGGGCCGCUAGGCGCCCUGGAAAUGGCAGGUGGUGGAUGAUGCGGGGACUGGGCCAGAGCCUUCUGAGGAAGCGGGCCCCUCGGCAGCGCAGUGUCAGACAGAAGCCUGUCAGCCGCCUGCUGAAAGCCUGGAGGUCAGGGGCUGCCCAGCCCGCGUAGCCCAGUCUGAGGUGGCCCCACGCAUUUGCCAGGUGGCUGGCCCGCUGAGCUACCCUGGCAACAGGCUCCCUGGAGAACAUGGUCCUGGGCCUCGCCCAGGCCUUGUCCGACCGACUCGCUGCUUCUGCUGGCCCCUGGGCGUUUCUUCUCAGCUCAGGGCUCGCUCUGGCAAUCCUAUGUCCUUUCUUGGCUCGGCGUUGGGCGGAGUGGCCAGGCGGGGUCAUGGCUCUCCUGUC
Molecule: messenger RNA, 2213 nt
Organism: Rhinolophus ferrumequinum (greater horseshoe bat)
Lineage: Eukaryota; Metazoa; Chordata; Mammalia; Chiroptera; Rhinolophidae
Gene: ATP6V1C2
Product: ATPase H+ transporting V1 subunit C2
Exons: 11
Coding region: 405-1436 (343 amino acids)
Biological process (GO): proton transmembrane transport
Cellular component (GO): vacuolar proton-transporting V-type ATPase, V1 domain; lysosomal membrane
Molecular function (GO): proton-transporting ATPase activity, rotational mechanism
Source: RefSeq, a predicted model, not a curated record